GCUCGCGAGCUCUACACAGUAACCGCGUCCUGCGACUCGAACCUCAGAUGGAAAUUCGGGCGAUCUUGACUACCAUUAAUUGCGCCCACAUAGACGAUUUGCCAUGCAAUAGCCCCAGGUGCUACAGAACGUUGGUUCUUCGCCUUUCGCUUUUCUUGCUCUGACCGAGGAAAUGGAGGGCGCCGCAAGUCGCAUCGUCGGGGUCCAGUAGUCGUUGCGGGUGGUCAAAGCCGACCAGAGCUCUUCUCCCCAAUCAACAUGUCGAGCGAAGGUUUCUUCGGCAAUGGAGCCGAUUUCCACCCGUCAUUCCUCGGAAUCCUCAUCGGGUGCGGCGCUCUAUCCGUAUUCUCCUUGCUGUAUUUCAACCGCGUAUUCGCUUCCAUCGUAUCCUGGGGAAUCAGAACAUACACAUGGCACCAGUACGGCGUCUACAUCGACAUCCAGGCUCUCCAGAUCUCGCUGCUCGCUGGCCGCAUAUUCUUCACGGGCCUUCGAUACCAUGGCAACAACGAGACCAUUUUGGUGCAGAACGGACACAUUACAUGGGCCUACUGGCUGCGAAGGGUGCGUGAGGUCAAUAUUCGAAACGGGAAGGGAGUGGAGCAGGGCGCCGAUACUGCCACACGAGACUUCUCUUCAAAGCUUCCAUGCAGGAUCAAGGUGUCUCUCAGGGGUUUGGAAUGGUUUGUUUACAACCGAAGUCCCGCCUACGACUCGGUUCUCUCCGGCCUUACAGCUUCCGCAGAGGCCGUUCCCGGACCCGAGGUGAAUACUGGGCACACUGGUCCAGGUACCACAGCGCCGGAUCCUCCGGCCCAGCUGAGACGAAGGCGGUCGGGUCGACAAGAAACCCCAAGGAGCUCGUCGCCCGCGCGCAUUUCCGUCAUGACUGAGAAGCCGGGCACCGCUCGGAAGAACGACUCCAGCAGUCACGCUGACACAAGCCGCACCUCCAAUCCCGACUUGUCCACUUCCGACCACGACAGGGACCCACAUGUGAGUGCCCCAGACGGCAACGCCGAUCUCCCAUUGUUUCUGCAACUCCUGCCGAUUCACUUGGAAUCUGAUCGGGCGGCCCUGGUGAUGGGAAACGAGAAUACGAAGGCCAUCCUCAUUGUCAAGGCAAGCUCCUUGUCAGGCGAAAUCGAUGCUUUCGACACCGAGACUAUUGACCCUUAUCGGCAGUAUUUCCGAUUCAAGUUCAAAAAACCGGUGAUUGAAAUGAAAGAGAACAUGGACUUCAGAGAGGAGCAAGCCGACCGAGCCAUUCGAGACAAACAGGCUGCUCAGGGGUCGCUAUUCACCCCCAAACGAUCCUUUCUGCAUUGGCAAAGGCGCAGGCUCCGGGAAGGUCUUAGGAACAUGAUUCCAUUCUGGAGCAGAUCGGUCGAGUCGCUUUCUCCCUCUGCCAGAGCAAUUGGAACGGCUACUAGUCAAGUACCCGGGGCAGGCCAAUGGCAAGGUCUCUCACGGUAUCUAUCCAAUGACGCUGAAGAUCAGAAAUCCCGGUGGGCUUCGUGCGAAUACGCUGCGGUUCCAACACUCCUAGACAGUCCUGAAGCAUCUUUGACGAUAUUCUGGGAUGUGCCAGCCAAGGUUGGACCCGUUUCCGCAUCCUCACAGGAGAAAAUCCCGGGGCGAGCACCUAAUAUCAAUGGUGCCGAGCCCCCUGCAUGGGCUAUCAGCCUGUCCAUUAACGGGGGCUCCAUCAAUUACGGCCCCUGGGCUGACAGAAACCGGGCGGAUCUUCAACGUACCUUCGUCCCGAGCCUCUGCAAGGACGCAGUCCCGGCCCACCCUUUGGCCCCAGGUGCAUCUCGGGUUCCUACUGAGUUCAAGUUCUAUGUAGAGAUUACGGAUGAGACCACCAUCCGCCUUCCCGUGAGAGAGGCGUCGAAGAACUGGAGAUGGAAAGGCAAAGAACCCAGUCCGAAGAAGCCGCAGAGCAGUGACACGCGCAAGGCUCGUCGAUCUAAGAAAUCAGAUGGGCCAGCAGACCUUCAUCAGCGGCCUUUCGGGUGGCUCGACCUCAAGGUCCCUGCCAACGCAACCGUGUCGUACUCGAUGGACAUGGUGGCCGGCGCUUCCGGCUACACCAACACACUAGAUGUCGAUUUUCCUACCACAGAGAUCUCGAGCAGCAUCAACCAUGAGGUUCUGUUACGAUCCGGACGCCAGAGGAUAUCCUGCAAUCUGUCCACACCGUUACGCUGGAAUGCCCUCCGCCAAUGGUACUUCAAUAUCAACAGCGAGGAUUUGGAGCUUUUCAUCUUGCGGGACCAUGUCUUCCUCUUGAUUGAUCUAGUGGAUGACUGGACCAGUGGCCCCUCGCCGGACUACUUGAUUUUCACCCCCUUCAAAUACCAUCUCAACCUGCAGCUGCAGAGCGUCCAGCUCUUCUUGAACCUCAACGACGCGAACAUCGUCAACAACCCAACCGAAUUGGAAGACAACACGUAUCUCAUCAUUUCCAGUCCGCUGCUAAAGUCCGAGACGUGCAUUCCCGUCGACAAGUACAGGCCCAACGAAAAUGCCAUCCCCUUCGACAUUCGUGCUGACACUGCGGCGGUCGACCUUCACGUGCCUCGGUGGAACACACAAGCGCAGUUUGUCGCAUCCAGAGAGGUUGGCCGGCUGGAAAACCUGGUCAUUGACGGUGCUUAUCAUUACCAUUCGACGACUUCGCUCGCAAACACCGACACUCUGGUCCUGAAGGUCAGCGGCCAGUCGCCAACGGCGCGCCUUCAUGGCUUCACCAUCCGCCACUUUCUCAUGCUCAAGGACAAUUAUCUCGGCGAUCAUAUUCACUUCAGGACACUGGAGGAAUACCAAGACAUGCUACGUCUGAAGGAGAGCGACCCGGACGCCGAGCUUGCCAGCAAGCCGCCGCCUAGGAAGUCGAACGACUUGGAUGUCAUAUUGAGUAUCCGAGCAGAUGAUCCAAAGGUCCUGCUCCCAGCCGGCCUAUAUUCCUCCCAGCGCCACAUACAGAUCGACGCCGCAAGCUUGUGUCUCGACCUACGCUUCACCAACUACUACAUGGAUAUGGAUCUGGUAGUGGCCCCGCUGAAUCUUUCGUUGGAAAAUUCGGAGUCCGGCACAGACACCCCGAUGAGUGCGACAUCAAGCACGCAGAUGUUUAUCGAUGGACUGCAUGUUUAUGGGCAUCGCCUCUUUGGUCUCCCUCCGGUCGAACCCACCUACAUGUGUAACUGGGACCUUUCGCUGGGGGCUCUUACUGGCGAGUGUACCACCGAGUUCUUGAUGGCCCUGGUCAGCGCAGGGGAGGCAUUCGCAUUCACAUUUGACGACGACGAAAAUGCCCUGAUACCGUUCUCGUCCAUUGUGGUUCACGAUGUCACUUUCCUUCGGGUCUUCGUGCAGUCAGUCCGCCUCUGGCUUCAUGUUGAAGACGCUGCCUUUCUAUUCUCUACGGGGACAAUCGAUAUUAACUACAACGACUGGGCGCGGUCACAUUAUUCCCGGAGAGCCAGCAUCAACAUCCCGGAUAUUAAGCUGUCCUGUCUCAACGCAGAGUUAGCCACAAGACACAAAGUUCGUUCACAGCAUGCUGUGGAGGCGGACGCGCUUGUUGAAACAAGCGUGCGGGUAGCCAUAAUUGGGCGGAAAGCACACUUUUCCAAGGAAAGGAAGCUCCAGCAGGGCCUUGUGCGCAAACACGACCAACGGACACAGAGAACCCCGUUUCUCGUUGUCCCGGGCCUUGUGGAGGACGACUCAAUCCCAGAUCUUUUCGACCCUCCUGCACAGAGUGUCCCGCGGGUUCCCAUGCCGGUCGGCUUAGAAGAUGUAGGGAACGAUAGAGCGUCGCUGCGCUCGAAGGCGAGCUCGAAACGAUCACGGCGCCUGCGCCAAAAGUCCUCGUUCUUGUCUCUUGCUAGUUCGGCACCAAGAAGUGUACUCGAGCCUCCCCAAUCAAGGCGGUCGAGCGGGGAGGAAAAGCUCCCGGAACGGUUCAAUUACCAAUCUCCGCUGAGUGCUCGAUUUGACGAGAAAGGCAACGCGUCCAUGCAUGGGCGCGAGCUCUCUCCCUCCACUCGCCAUUCCGCCUUCUACAGCAUGCCUGGCGAUCCUGGUGAGCAGCAUGAUCCCACCCACAACACCGUGGCUUUCUCGAGCCAAUAUUUCGCACCAUACUUUCCGCUUGAGAAUAUCAGACCGAGCCAUGGGGAAGCAAUGGUGCAGAGCGUCGAAAUGGACAAUGAAGACUCGACGGGCUUCGACUCGGUCACGUUUGAUCUGGAAGAUGUUGACCCGAGCCUUUUUAGCGAAGAGUUAGCCUAUUCGAGUAUUCUGCUCGAGCUGCCUUCGGGUUUGACAGCGUUCUGCAACCCUACCUCUUUACGAUAUGUUGCGAGCCUUCUCUCGUCCCUACAGCACACCGAACCCGAGUCCGUUCUGGACUCAUUGCAGAUCGACUCGAUGAAAGCGAUUUUCGAUGCACAAAAGGACCAGACAGUGAAGGGGCGAGUCAACGACGUGUUGGUCAGGCUCCCACACGUCAACUUCCGUCUCAUCAGUUUCCCUGAAAGGGACUCUAUGGAGCAAGCGGAUGAUGAGCAAGAUCAAUACGAUGUCACGUUCUCCGGGCUCUCCUUCACAUCACGGUCUCACGCCACUUGGCAGGACGCCUUUGAGCCGCAAUCGAGAAGCGUUCGUCAUUCGUUUCACCUGAGACUGGGCUCGGCGGAAGUGUCAGCUACCGAGAGACUCCGCGGGAUGCAGAGCACUCAGGCAGCUGCUCUUGUCCGACUUGAGAGUGUCUUGGCUUCUAUGGGUACCAAGGACGUCAUAUACUGUGAUGCAGAAAUUGGCGGCAUCCACUGCAGCACAUCCUCAGGAAAAGUUGACUAUCUGGCAUCUUUGGCCCAUAGAGCCGGCGUCCUGGGAUCCGAGGUUGGAAGGAUGUUCUCCGAGGCGUCAUCGCGAGAAAAAAUGGCUGUGCGAAGUUUGGUACACCGCCUUGUUACCACGGGCGAACGGACUCCGGAUCCGUCCUUUUUGAUACGGCCUUCUGCUGUGCUUCGUUCUGCUCGCCAACAUUUACGGACGUUCGACUCAUGGAAGCUAGCCAUGCGGCUCCGCCAACUGUGGGUGAUGUUGGCUCCGGAUGCAGGAGAGUGGCUCAAGCUUGAUUGUCUUGCACCUCCUUCAGCCCCAACAGCGGCGUUGAGGCGGGAAGUUGUCACAGCAUUUCAAAGGUGGCGGAGCUGGGACCUGGGCAAUCUUGACGAGAGCGUGCUCCUGAAUAUGAUAUUCGGACCGGCAGAUGUCGGCCCCAAAGUCUCAUCUCAGGACAGGCCGACGCUCGCUGUGCUGAAGGUCAAGCAGAUUCAGCUCGCUCUGAAUCCGGGACCGAAGCAAAAUGCGGUCACUUUGGUGGAUCUCGUCACACGACUCGAGAACAGUCCAGCCACGUCUGGCGAGCAAGGUGACGGCAUCGGCGGGGUGGUGGGCGGCCCAUUGACUACCUUAAAAGUCUCGUGUGAGGAUGCUGCCAUCAGCAUGAACUGGGAGCUGUGUGAGCUAGCAGAAAGUAUCCUGAGGCUAACCAAAACCAUGCAAUCGCGGGCAUCUGUUCGAGUCCCCGGCGAGCCACAACCGUCCAGCCGCUCGUCCACCAGGCAGCCAUCAUCGCAGGGCAGCCUGCAUUGUGUUCUAUUGCUCGGACACGGCUCGCUGGCGUUGGAGGCUAUCAAUCUCUACUCGGCGUCAGUCAGCAACGGAGCGCAGGCGUCGAUUCUCAUCAGGAAGGGUGCGGACAAAACCAUGGACACAAACCUGAUUCUCAGCUGCGAGUCGGUUACCUCGAGUCUCCGACACCACCACCAGAUACUGGUAAAAUUGACCAUGGAAAAGCCCAGCGUGUUUGUGUCUCACGAGUUGCGGCCCCGCCAGACCACUGACUGUCAUACCCUCAAAAUAGCGGCAAGCAACGAAAAUCUCAGUCUUGUUGUUAGGCAGGACCCUGUCACCUUGGCCGAGGUCCUCGACCUCCUAGUCCGGGACGAGGUUGCCCAAUUAUACAAGCUGAAAACACAAGUCUCUUCGCCUCGAUCUCCCUCAUCUUCCAAGAAGAUCAGUGAUCGAUUGUCUGCCUUCAGGGUCAACGUGGCCCUGUUUAUGGAUCGAUAUAUUCUCAGCCUGCCUCUGCUGCCUUCGGUCAUCUACACAGUCCACGGGACUGUUUCCAGGGCGGCGAUGGCAGCAAAUUUUGGCCGAGAAAUCAUCUUCGACUUCGACAUCAAGGAAAACUCACAUGACGUGCAAGUCAAAGUAAACAACAUCUCUCGAAGCAUUUCCCUCCUCCAGAUACCGCCCACCAACGGGCGGGUCAGAAGCCAUAUGGAAUCAGGGGAGCAUUCCAUCAGCGUCUUUGCAUCCGUCGAGUUGGUGCAAUUGGACGCCUCGGCCGUGUACAGCCUCAUGUCGGCCCUAAACCGCCCCGAGAUUUCGAAUGUUAUCAAUGAGCUGCAGCAGCAGGUCAAAAUCAUCCAGGGACACCUCGGCGAGAUCACUGGGGAAGCACCCAAGACAGUCGCGAAGGCGACGGAGAAGUCGACAGCCCUGGUCUACUCGGCUCAUCUAACCUAUGCCGGUCUUGAGGUGUUUGGGAACAGCCCAUUGAAGUCUGAAGCUGGACCCUUGGCGCACAUCUCGUUCGCGCUCGGCAGCGUUCACCUCGGCAUUUCCAACCGGGUGGAACAACAUGGUCCGAUGCUGACCUACCCGGAGGUCAACGUCGAUCUGCGUCGCAUUGCGUUUGAGAUCCAGAGGGGCAGCCCCGAAGCCAUGAAGUCGUGUGGCAAUGUAGCCUUCGGCGCCUUGAUUUCAGCCUCGUCGUGUGCCGGCGAUGACGGCAAGGACAAGAGAUUCUUCCACGUCAAGAGCGACGCGUUCGAGGUGAACCUCUCUCCUGAUACCAUUUCUACCGUGGUGGACGUCCUGGGUUAUAUGGGCAACAAGAUCAAGGAUCUCGACACUUCCCGAGAGCUCGAAUAUCUCCGGAAGCUAAGGCAGUCCAAGCCACGCAUUGCCAUCAACGAUGCGGAAACAGAGGAGGAGAGCGAUAUUAUCGACACCUUCCUGUCCUCCAUCACUUACAGUUGUGAGAUCUGCAAUAUUCAGUUGGCCUGGCUGGUCAAUAAGGCCGUCGAGGAGCCGGCCCCUGGCAAGGAGGAUCUUGUUCUCUCCCUGCAGAGGAUCGAGCUCGGCACGCGCACCAGGAAUUCGGCGAGGCUCACCAUUGAGGGCCUACGGCUUCAGAUGGUCAGCCUAUCGCACGACAAGUCUACCCGGUCGCCCAAUUCUGCACUGCUUCCCGAGAUUGUUUUCAACGUCGCCUAUGUGUCCACUGCCGACGCCCGCCGUCUUGCGUUCCAGGCAGUAGGGAAGUCGCUUGACCUACGGCUGACUUCGGGCUUCAUUAUCCCCGCUGCUCAUCUGAACGACUCCAUCAGCCUGUCAUACAAGAAUAUUCAGCAGGCUUCCCAGAAGUGGAAUCCGGCUGUCUCAAGCCCACAGCCAGCAACGGCAGCACCGUCGGAAGAAGCGCCACGGAAAAACAUCCUCGGCGGAAAGAGACUCGAGUCUCUGCUCAUCGACGCGGACUUUGCCGGAGCCGUUGUCCACCUAACAGGCAAGAAGGCCCCUGCGGACCUCAUCUCGGCCACAAAAUCAGCCCGGCCAACGAGCUUUGGAGAACAGGUGCAGCCUGGUCCAGACGAAGAGAUGAGCAGCACAACGCUGAAGUCGCCGGGCCUGGCCUUGAAGGUGGAAUUCAGAGAUGACGGGAGGGAUGAUCCGUCGCUGCAUGCAGAGGUCAAAAUUGAUGCCUCCAACAACACCCUGUAUCCGUCCUUGGUCCCUCUGGUCAUGGAUAUCAGCAACAGUGUCAAGAAGGUAGUAAGCAGCCGUGAUCGCGAGGAUCACAAGCCUGCUGUGCAGGCCCGAGAGGUUGUGGCCAAGGUCAAGCUCCCCGAGGAGGACAGUAUCCUUACUGCUGAUCCGACAGCCGUGCUGGGCCGGAUGAAGCUCAACCUUGGACUGCGCAUUUGCAAGCAAGAGUUCUCGCUGAGCUGCCAGCCUAUUGCGCGAGUAACGGCCACGGCCAGCUUCGAGGACGUUUACUUCACUGUCAACACUGUUCGCUCCAUGGAACAGGGCAACUUCUUCGCCAUCUCGGGCGUCUUCACGAACCUGCAAGCCUCGGUGCAGCACGUAUACUCGAGGGAGUCUACCGGCAUCUUCAAGGUUCAGUCCAUUGUUCUCUCGUUCUUGAACAGCAAGCACCUCAGCGGCACCAGCGGCGUGUCGGCCAUUCUCAAGGUUAGCCCCAUGGAGGUGUCGGUCAACGCGAAGCAGCUCCAGGAUUUCAUGCUCUUCGGCGAGAUUUGGCUCCCGCACAAGGCCGCAGAUCCGUCAGCAGGCCCGGUGGCAAAGCUGGUCACGGAAACUUCUCAAGGCCACCUUGUGCAGCGCUACCAACAGGUUGCUGCGACCGCGGCUUUUCCCUGGACAGCCAGCAUCUCCAUCUCGGCGCUCAAGAUCGUCGUGGACCUCGGCCAGGCGCUAGGCAAGUCGACAUUCUCCAUCAACGACUUUUGGACGUCGUCAAAAAAGACGUCAGACUGGGAGCAAAACCUGUGUCUCGGCUUCAGUAUGAUUGGGAUUGAGAGCACGGGUAGAAUGAGCGGCUUCGUCGCUCUUGAAAAAUUCAAGCUGCGCACAAGCAUAGAGUGGCCCGACCGGGAGCGGGCUCUCAACGAGACGCCUCUGAUUCAAGCGUCGGUUGGCUUCAACCAGUUCAGAGUGAAGGCCGCAUUUGACUACCAGGCCUUUCUCGUUGCCGACAUCACGUCUCUCGAGUUCCUCAUGUACAAUGUCCGGCGAAGCCGAGAGGGGAGCGGAGACAGACUGGUGGCUAUCCUUGAUGGUGAGGCGGUCCAGGCGUUUGGCACGGCGACGUCUGCUUCCCAGGGCGUCGCCAUGUAUCAAGCCUUCCAACGGCUGAUGCAGGAACGCAAGGCGAACUUUGAGACGUCACUCAAGGAGAUUGAACGGUACAUGCAGCGAAGGUCUGUCGCGGCCCCUGCGGGCGUGAUGCAUCGGCUCAGCAUUCCCAAGCCGACGCCCGGCGACGAAGGGGUCCUCAAAUCAACCAUCUCGCUCGACACAGACGUCGUGGUCACCCUCAAGGCUCUCAAUCUGGGCGUCUUCCCCAACACCUUUUCGGACCAUCAAGUGUUCAAGAUGGAAGCGCUCAACGCUCAAGCCCGCUUUGCCGCCUCGGUCCAAGACGACGGCCGCAUUCACAGCAUCCUUGGCCUCACUCUUGGCCAGCUGCGCAUAGGACUUGCCGGCGUCCGGGUAGGGGCCGGCCCGUCCAAGACGGUCAACGAGCUCUCGGUUGAAGACGUGGUGCAGAGCGCAACGGGCUCGCGCGGCGGCACCAUCCUCAAGGUGCCCCAAGUUGAGGCCGUUAUGCAGACGUGGCAGCGGCCCGAGUCGAAACGCAUCGACUACAUCUUCAAGAGCGCGUUUGAGGGCAAGGUCGAGGUCGGCUGGAACUACAGCCGCAUCAGCUACAUCCGCGGCAUGUGGGCCAACCACGUCAAGACGCUUGCCCAGACCUGGGGCAGGGAGCUGCCCAAUGUGACGGCCAUUAGAGUGACCGGGGCUCUCCCACCCGAAAUCGCUAGCAGCAGCACCACCGCCAACACCACCUCAUCAGCAGCAGCAACAACAACAGCCGCGACAACCUCCUCCCUUGACGACGACGACAACAACGACAAGGGAAAGCAACGACAGCAACGACAACAACAACAACAAAAGGCUGGAGGACAGACGACGACGACAGCGAGCAACAAGAUCACGGCCGAGGUGAAGGUGCCGCAGUCGAGGUACGAGUACGUGGCGCUCGAGCCGCCCGUCAUCGAGACGCCGCAGCUGCGCGACAUGGGCGAGGCGACGCCGCCGCUCGAAUGGAUCGGCCUGAACCGGGACCGGCUGCCGAACCUGACGCACCAGAUUGUCAUUGUGGCUCUGCUGGAGCUGGCCGGGGAGGUGGAGGAUGCGUAUGGGAGGAUUUUGGGAAGUAGUUGAUUCCUUUUCAGCCCUGUUUUUAUGACUUUCUACUUUCCUUAUUAUGCGGUUGCAUGGUCGGGUGGGUUCUGUUUAGAGUUGGUAUAUGCAUAAGAAGGCGUGGGAGAGAGGGUUGUCUCGUUUUGGAAUUGGUCUGCCGCGGUAUAGAUAAAUGGGGAAUGCGAAGAGGGCUAUGGAUCAAGUGAAUUUUCACCGGUAUCCACUUCGGUUUCUGUUUGCCUAGUCGUGAAAUGUUUACCGCGUGUUCAAAGAAGCAGAGAGACCAUCAUGCUGAAGUACACCAGGAAAUUUUGAAAACUUAGC
Molecule: messenger RNA, 10428 nt
Organism: Parathielavia appendiculata
Lineage: Eukaryota; Fungi; Ascomycota; Sordariomycetes; Sordariales; Chaetomiaceae
Exons: 3
Coding region: 259-10125 (3288 amino acids)
Biological process (GO): fermentation
Cellular component (GO): membrane
Source: RefSeq, a predicted model, not a curated record